AUGUCGUCUCCGAAAGUCUCCAAGUCUUCACGACCUCGCGCGCCGAGGUCGUGUGUGCCUUGCGGAAGGAGGAAAGUGGGUUGCGACAAGGCGAGACCGAUAUGUGGAAGAUGCGCCCGAGCGAGCAUGGAGUGCUCUUAUGCGGCAGUGCGCUCGCCGCCGGCUUCGAUCACCGUGAUAGAUGAAACGCCUUCCCUGGCGAGUCGAGCCAGUCGGUUGUAUGAUCUUACCCGUCAGGCUGCUGAAACACAACUUUCUCAGACCACGCCGACUAGCGAACCACAUGACAAUGGUGUCAAGACUGUGCCUACCAUCGAACCGCCUUCGGCCAGAGAUAGCACCACGCCAAGUCGAGAUACUGGACAUCUUUACGUCGGACCUCACACCAAGGGUCAUUACAUCUCCAGCGCGCACUUUGCCCUUAUCAGUCAAGAGGUCGCCGCCAUCAACGACCUCCUCCGCGACCAACGAGGCUACACCCGCGAAACCCUCCGCGGUCCCAUAGGCCAAACAUUCCCAACGUCCCCACCCCUCACCUCCCCCCGCUACCCCUCCACCACUGCCUCCUACGAGACCUCCCCCGCCGAGACCCCCGAGCGCGAACGAGAAUUGUACGGCGACCUCUUUCCCAACAUUCCAGCAUGGACGCCGCAGGACAAUACUCUGCUUGCCCCGCAAGCGCCGUCGAUUGAGGAGAUCCUGGCGGGCUUGCCGACGAAGGAGCAGAGCGAGGUGUUGAUUUGGAGUUAUAUGGGAGGUUUCCAUGCGAAGAGGAGUCUGUUUCACGGGCCGAGCUUUUUGGUGCAGGUCAGGAAGUUUCAGCAUUGGCUUGAUACGAGGGAUCCAAAUUAUGUGCUGAGCGUGCACUUCCUGGCGCUGAUGGCGGCGGUGCUUUUUGCUGGAUCGGUCGUCUGUCCGAGGUAUCGCUUAUCGACUGUGUUCGGAGACCUGAGUCGGGAGACAUUGGUGUCGAGGCUGUAUAGGCGUGCGGUUAGGGCGAUUCGUCUGUCGGAGUUUCCACAGUCGCCUUCGUUACAGUCCUUGUCGGCUUUCAUCAUCGUCGAUUCCACUUGGCUGCGCGAGGAACAACCUCUUACCUGCUGCUCUUUCAUUGGAGUGGCUGCCAGGGUUGCUCAGAUGCUAGGGCUGCACAAGGAGCCCACCACUUUCGGACACUUCUCGCCAGUCGACGUUCACGUUCGGCGGCAGGUAUGGUGGUCGAUCGUGUCCAUCGAUGCCCAGGUCGCGUUUGCAUCAGGCUUGCCUCCGAUACUAGACUGCAGACUAUACAACGUCCAGCCGGUCAGUGAGCUUAGCGCAGCCUCCAUCCGAGAUGACUUUGAGGCGCAUGGCAAUGCGAACAAGUCCAUUCUGGGCAUCUUCAUUGGAGGUCGCUUUGCUUUUUACAAGAAGGGCAACGAGAUUCUGCACUUACUUCAUAGCAGCUUACUGUCCGAAAGAGACCUUGACUGCAUCCUCGAGAUUACCCACGACAUCAACGCCGAUAUGGAUUGCCGCAGAGAGCAGAUCAGUUCCAUCGAAGAACUGCACAGCACCAACCCGCAGACGUACGAUGGCAGCGACAUCGAUGCUAUUCGCCAUACAGAGUCCAACGCAGCUCUGGCGCAGUUCGCAAAGAUGCUGUUCGCGCUCUGGGCUGCGAAGCCAUACUCGGUCAUGUAUGGCCCCAUGAGACGGCACGAUCUCCUUGGCGCGCUUCGGAAGAAAGAACCAAAUGUGAUUGUCUACUGCAGGGAGUAUGUCCACCGCUUCUUGCGACUGGCUGAACGUCGUGACUUCCAGCCGUGGCAUUGGUGCUGGCCGGGUCAACACCAGCCGUUGCAUAGUAUCAUGGCUCUCAUCUCCGAUCUGGAAGAUCACCCUCACGACCCGGAGGCAGUGGAGACGAGGAAGCUUGUCGACCUGGCCAUCUAUAAGUGCAUUGGCUCUGAUGACUGCGGCAUCACUUCAUCGGAAGACGGUGCUCCAGAUCCUAGACCAUUACAUAGCGGCGGCGCGCAGGCUUGGAGGUUCUUGCGAAGAGCGAGAGACAGAGCCUGGGAGAUGGCCGGCUUAGAUCCUGCCAUCCUGAUCUGUCCCGAGUCCGUGCACGACAUUGUCCUCAAGGGCGUAGCCGACGAGGAUCGCGACAAGAACGAGCCAAGCGAGGCCUGGCAAGACUAUGCGUAUGGUCCCAUCCCGCAGACGUAUGCAGAGUGGUCAUACUUGGGCACCGCGACGGACCCCAAUUUCGGCUUCUUACACGAUCUCGACAUGCAGAUGAAUGGUGGCAUUGGUGGUGUCAGUUGCUGA
Molecule: messenger RNA, 2313 nt
Organism: Fulvia fulva
Lineage: Eukaryota; Fungi; Ascomycota; Dothideomycetes; Mycosphaerellales; Mycosphaerellaceae
Product: Transcription factor yanR
Exons: 8
Coding region: 1-2313 (770 amino acids)
Biological process (GO): DNA-templated transcription; regulation of DNA-templated transcription
Molecular function (GO): zinc ion binding; DNA-binding transcription factor activity, RNA polymerase II-specific; DNA binding
Source: RefSeq, a predicted model, not a curated record